GACGAGUUCAUCAAGAAGAACGAGCUCACCGAGCAGCUGAAGGCCAUCAACCUGAAGAGGAAGCUGGCGAGGCGGCUGCUGGAGACGAAGAAGCGCCUCAGGACUGCAAACCGUAUCCUGCAGAGCGUUUUUUAUGAAUACUUUUCCGCGGCUAGCGGGGUGGGUGAGCCCUACCACAGGCCGGUCGCCAGCGACAUCGGGAAUGACGACAAGGAAGGCGAGGAAGAUCGAGAGGAUUCCGGCGUAAAGCUGGCAAAAAUGCAGCAGCUGGACUUCUACGAGGAGGAGUGCGCCAAAACAGUUCCAGAAGAGUUCAACAUCGGCGAUGAUAGCAUCGCUGUGGGCAUUGAGAAGAUCAGGAAGCACAGAAAGGACAAUCAUGACACGAGGGACCAGACGAAGGAGUUCGGAUAUGGCGUCCCCAUCGUAUCAGGGGACGACUUCAGAACGGAACAGCUGGUCAAGGAGGCCAUCGAACGCUUCGGGCGCGACUGGGCGGAGCAUAAUCUGAACGAGCAUCUCCUGAAGGACGCGGCGCUGCAGGAUGCUGUUGGCGCCUGAGUCCUCCUCGCUGUCCACUAGCGCCGAUAGCCGCCAGCGUUGCG
Messenger RNA from Prorocentrum cordatum, 605 nucleotides. The record is from the annotation of a GenBank genome assembly. NCBI's taxonomy places the organism in Eukaryota, Dinophyceae, Prorocentrales, Prorocentraceae.